Oncorhynchus mykiss (rainbow trout) is the source of this 1683-nucleotide messenger RNA. Lineage: Eukaryota; Metazoa; Chordata; Actinopteri; Salmoniformes; Salmonidae. The record is from RefSeq and is a predicted model, not a curated record.
GAAUGGAUGUUUCGGCGGUUGUCGUUCUUCGCGUUCAAUGAUACCGAAUUCCUAGCUGCAGACUAGUAAUUAAUAUCAAAGACUUGUUCUUAUUCAGUCGGUAUGGAUAGUCGAAGAAUUUAACCACGUGGUUAAAAGAUUCAGCAACCUUUAGGCAUCUCGUAAUUGAGGUAAGCUCGGUCAAGGGUCAAGGGGUCUGAAUACUUUCCGAAUGCACUGUUUACAGGUACAUACAGGUGUUUGCAGGUACAUACAGGUGUUUACAGGUACAUACAUGUAUUUGCAGAUACAUACAGGUGUUUACAGGAGUUUGCAGGUAUAUACAGGUCUUUACAGGUGUUUACAGGUAUUUGCAGGUACAUACAUGUAUUUGCAGGUACAUACAGGUACAUACAGGUGUUUACAGGUACAUACAGGUAUUUGCAGGUACAUACAGGUGUUUGCAGGUACAUACAGGUGUCUGCAUGUACAUACAGGUGUUUACAGUUACAUACAGGUAUUUGCAGGUACAUACAGGUGUUUGCAGGUACAUACAGGUGUUUGCAGGUACAUACAGGUGUUUGCAGGUACAUACAGGUGUCUGCAUGUACAUACAGGUGUUUGCAGGUACAUACAGGUGUUUGCAGGUACAUACAGGUGUUUGCAGGUACAUACAGGUCUUUGCAGGUACAUACAGGUGUUUACAGGUAUAUACAGGUGUUUACAUGUACAUACAGGUGUUUACAGGUACAUACAGGUGUUUGCAGGUACAUACAGGUGUUUACAGGUACAUACAGGUCUUUGCAGGUACAUACAGGUGUUUACAGGUAUAUACAGGUGUUUACAUGUACAUACAGGUGUUUACAGGUACAUACAGGUGUUUGCAGGUACAUACAGGUGUUUACAGGUACAUACAGGUGUUUGCAGGUACAUACAGGUGUUUACAUGUACAUACAGGUGUUUGCAGGUACAUACAGGUGUUUGCAGGUACAUACAGGUGUUUGCAGGUACAUACAGGUCUUUGCAGGUACAUACAGGUGUUUACAGGUAUAUACAGGUGUUUACAUGUACAUACAGGUGUUUACAGGUACAUACAGGUGUUUGCAGGUACAUACAGGUGUUUACAGGUACAUACAGGUCUUUGCAGGUACAUACAGGUGUUUACAUGUACAUACAGGUGUUUACAUGUACAUACAGGUGUUUACAGGUACAUACAGGUGUUUGCAGGUAAAUACAGGUGUUUACAGGUACAUACAGGUCUUUGCAGGUACAUACAGGUGUUUACAGGUAUAUACAGGUGUUUGCAGGUACAUACAGGUGUUUACAGGUACAUACAGCUAUUUGCAGUUACAUACAAGUCUUUGCAGGUACAUACAGGUGUUUGCAGGUACAUACAGGUGUUUGCAGGUACAUACAGGUGUCUGCAUGUACAUACAGGUGUUUACAGUUACAUACAGGUAUUUGCAGGUACAUACAGGUGUUUGCAGGUACAUACAGGUGUUUGCAGGUACAUACAGGUGUUUGCAGGUACAUACAGGUGUCUGCAUGUACAUACAGGUGUUUGCAGGUACAUACAGGUGUUUGCAGGUACAUACAGGUGUUUGCAGGUACAUACAGGUCUUUGCAGGUACAUACAGGUGUUUACAGGUAUAUACAGGUGUUUACAUGUACAUACAGGUGUUUGCAGGUACAUACAGGUGUUUA